Apodemus sylvaticus (European woodmouse) is the source of this 6472-nucleotide messenger RNA. RefSeq names its product cingulin like 1 (gene Cgnl1). Gene Ontology annotation, cellular component: myosin complex. The coding region runs from base 93 to 4001 and encodes 1302 amino acids. The transcript is spliced from 19 exons. NCBI's taxonomy places the organism in Eukaryota, Metazoa, Chordata, Mammalia, Rodentia, Muridae. The record is from RefSeq and is a predicted model, not a curated record.
CUGGCGACGCGGCGGCCGCUGCUCUCCGGCCCGGCUCUGCGGGCGGCUGCGGGAGCGGGACCCCGGAGGCGGAGGCGCUGGGCCAGUGAACCAUGGAGCUAUAUUUUGGCGAAUACCAACACGUACAGCAGGAAUACGGGGUCCACCUGAGACUUGCCAGUGAUGACACUCCAAAGCCAAGGAAUUCCCAGCCCUCCAAGGCAGGCUCCUAUGGUGUCAGUAUCAGGGUUCAGGGAAUUGAUGGUCACCCUUACAUAGUCCUGAAUAACACUGAACGGUGUCUAGCAGGCACACCUUUCCCAGAAAAUGGGCCAUCGUUUCCAUCUUCAAUGAUAAAUAACCUGUCCCUACAUCCAAGCAAUGGAACCGUGUUGAAGGAGAACACUCCAGAGGAGCUGCAGCUUCCAGAAAACCCGUACCUGCAAACCAGCCCGAUCCGAGGCCAGAAGCAGUUCUCCCUCCACGAAGGCAGGAAUGGAGUUCUAGAGCGCAAAGACGGGCCCACGAAACUACCCCACGUGCUCAAUUUCCAGAGGCACCCUGAGCUUCUGCAGCCUUAUGACCCAGAAAAGAAUGAGCUGAACUCGAAGAAGCACCACCCUCCCGAGAGUCCUUGGCUGAGAAAUGCGACAGAGGAAGGGACCAACUGUAAGAAGUCCCGGAGCUGCUUUCCCAAACCCUGCGGUUCCCAGCCCAACAGCCCUUCCAGUUCGGAAGAUUUAGCCAAGACCAAUAUGACAGCAAUCCGUCUCUGCAGCUCCGUGGUCAUAGAAGACCCCCAAAAGCAGACCUCAGUGUGCGUGAACGUUCAGAGGUGCGCCAAGGAGGGGGUGGGAGAGGAGACCCUUUCCCCUCGACGGAAAUCCCCAACUGCCCCCAGCCCACAGGCCUAUGCUGAAACCAAGAAAAGUAGGCCAGACGUGCUACCCUUCCGGCGACAAGAUUCCGCAGGACCCAUCCUGGAUGGAGCUCGGUCACGCAGGUCCUCUUCGUCAUCCACGACUCCCACUUCAGCCACUUCCUUGUACAAAUUUUUACUUGACGAUCAGGAAUGUGCCAUCCACGCUGACAGUGUCAACCGUCAUGAAAACAGAAGGUAUAUUCCCUUCUUGCCAGGAACUGGGCGGGAUAUCGAUACCUGCUCAAUUCCUGGUGUGGACCAGUUAAUUGAAAAAUUUGACCAGAAGCCUGGCCUUCAGAGGAGAGGAAGGUCUGGGAAGAGAAACAGGAUCAAUCCAGACGACAGGAAAAGAUCCCGAAGUGUAGAUAGUGCCUUUCCAUUUGGUCUCCAGGGAAACACAGAAUACCUCACAGAGUUCAGCAGGAAUCUGGGCAAGUCUAGCGAGCACCUCCUUCGGCCGUCCCAGGUCUUCCCGCAGAGGUCAGUGGGCCAGGAGCACCGUGGGAAGCACAGUCCCAGCAGCACACCCGCAAAGCCUAAGGGCGCCGCCCAGGGCGCUCCAGGUGCCCACCCCAAGCCUCCCCUGCAGAACAAAGAUGGGAAAGUUCUGAACAAAGGAACUCAGGAAAGCAUGGGGGCAUGUGCCCCCUCCCUUCCAGCACAGAAUAAAAAAGAGGAAGAAAUCAAAAUAGCCACUGCCACGUUGAUGUUACAGAACCGGGCGGUGGCAGCUGCAUCUGAUUCGGGUGCCAAGAAAAUUUCAGUGAAGACAUUUCCUCCCGACUCUAGUACUCAGGCCACACCAGAUCUCUUAAAGGGCCAGCAGGAGCUCACACAACACACCAACGAGGAGACGGCCAAACAGAUCCUUUACAAUUACCUCAAAGAAGGAGGCACAGACAACGAGGAUGCCACUAAAAGGAAAGUGAACCUGGUCUUUGAGAAAAUCCAGACUCUGAAGUCCAGAGCAGCAGGGAGUGGCCAAGGGAACAAUCAAGCUCCGAAUUCUCCCUCGGAAGGUAAUGAUCUGUUGGAUCAGAAGAACAAACUGAUCCUAGAAGUGUCUGAACUACAGCAGCAACUGCAGCUGGAGAUCAAGAACCAUCAGAACAUCAAGGAGGAGCGAGAAAGAAUGAGAGAGGAUUUAGAAGAACUGCGAGUCCGGCACCAGAGCCAAGUGGAGGAGACGGCCACCCUGCAGCGACGGCUGGAGGAAAGCGAAGGGGAGCUGCGGAAGAACUUGGAAGAGCUGUUCCAAGUGAAGAUGGAGCGGGAACAGCACCAGACUGAGAUCAGAGACCUGCAGGACCAGCUGUCGGAAAUGCACGACGAACUGGACAGCACCAAGCGGUCCGAGGACAGGGAGAAGGCAGCCCUGAUCGAGGAGCUCCUGCAGGCCAAGCAGGACCUUCAAGAUCUGCUCAUUGCCAAAGAGGAACAGGAAGAUCUCUUGAGGAAGCGGGAGCGGGAGCUGACGGCCUUGAAGGGUGCCUUGAAGGAGGAGGUUUCCAGCCAUGACCAGGAGAUGGACAAGCUGAAGGAACAGUACGAUGCUGAGCUGCAGGCCCUCAGGGAGAGUGUGGAGGAGGCAACCAAGAAUGUUGAGGUCCUGGCCAGCAGGAGCAACUCGUCAGAGCAGAACCAAGCAGAGGCUGACCUGCGCGAGAAAGCGCUGAAGGAGGAGAAUGAGAAGCUGCGGGGAAGGGUUGCGGAGCUGGAGCGCAGGGUGGCCCAGUUGCAGAGGCAGGUGGAGGAUGUGCAGGGUGACGAGGCCCAAGCAAAGGAGACUCUCCGGAAGUGUGAGAGUGAAAUACAGCAGCUAGAGGAAGCCCUCGCGCAUGCCAGAAAGGAAGAGAAAGAAGCCACUUGUACCAGAAGAGCGCUGGAGAAGGAGCUGGAGCAGGCUCGGAGAGAGCUGAGCCAGAUCUCCCAGGAGCAGAAGGAACUCCUGGAGAAAUUUCGGGAUGAGGCGGAGCAGAAGGAGCAGCUGAGAAAACUGAAGAACGAAAUGGAGAGUGAGCGGUGGCACCUGGACAAGACCAUUGAGAAGCUGCAGAAGGAGAUGGCCGACAUUGCUGAGGCCUCCCGCGCAUCCUCCCUGGAGCUGCAGAAGCAGCUGGGUGAGUAUAAGGAGAAGAAUCGACGGGAGCUGGCGGAAAUGCAGACGCAACUGAAGGAGAAAAGCCUGGAGGUGGAAAAGGCCAGACUGGCAGCCUCGAGAAUGCAGGAUGAGUUGCGCCUCAAGGAGGAAGAGUUGCGGGACUACCAGCGAGCUGAGGAGGAAGCGCUCAGCAAAAGGCAGCUUCUGGAGCAGUCGCUGAAGGACCUGGAGUAUGAGCUGGAGGCCAAGAGUCACCUCAAGGACGACCGCAGCCGACUCAUCAAGCAGAUGGAGGACAAGGUCUCCCAAUUGGAGAUUGAAUUGGAAGAAGAACGAACCAACGCUGACUUGCUGUCUGAGAGGAUCACUUGGAGCAGGGAACAGAUGGAACAGAUGAGGAGUGAACUACUUCAAGAGAAAGCUGCCAAGCAAGACUUAGAGUGUGACAAGAUUUCCCUAGAGAGACAGAACAAAGACUUAAAGAGCCGGAUUAUCCACCUGGAGGGUUCCUACAGGUCCAGUAAGGAGGGCCUGGUGGUGCAGAUGGAGGCCAGGAUUGCAGAGCUGGAGGACCGGCUGGAGAAUGAAGAGAGGGAUCGGGCCAACCUGCAGCUCACCAACCGAAGGCUGGAGCGGAAGGUGAAGGAGUUGGUGAUGCAGGUGGAUGAUGAGCAUCUGUCACUGACCGACCAGAAGGACCAGCUGAGCUUGCGCCUGAAAGCCAUGAAGCGCCAGGUGGAGGAGGCUGAGGAGGAGAUCGACAGACUGGAAAGUUCUAAGAAGAAGCUGCAGAGGGAGCUGGAGGAGCAGAUAGGAGUGAAUGAGCAACUGCAGGGGCAGCUCAACUCCAUGAAGAAGGGCUUCAGGCUUAAGACACUGUCGGCUAAAGUACUGGACGACUCAGACGACGAUGACCUCAGCAGUGAUGCCGGAAGCCUCUACGAAGCCCCGCUGGGCUAUACCUUUCCCAAAGACAGCACUAUCACCAGCCAGAUCUGAGUCUGCUUCCAGGCCUGUUGAUCCCGACAGGGCUCUGCAGCCAUCUACACAAAGCAGGAGGCACUAAAUAGGGCUUGUGAAUGGAGUCAGACCCACGGCCACCACCUCACAUUCCUCCCGGGGCCUCUGCGUGGUUGAGUAACCUUGGAUCUUAGAUAGGGAGCUAUUGAAGUUUCAGGUGACCUAACUGGGACAUUUGAGGGUAAGACAAAGCCCUGUUGUGCACUGCUGUCUGCCAUCACUCCUUCUCCUGCCCCUGGAAAGGUUCCAGUGCCAGCUGUAAUGAUAUAGGGACAUGUAGGGAUGAAAUGAUGUAUAGACUGUACAGUUUUUAAACCAGACCUUCUCAAGGACUGCUGUUCUACUUUAGAAUGUUCCAGAGCCUUUGGAGUGUGACAUCUUUGUAAAGUUCACACAUUGAUCUUGAUUAUCUUUUAAAAUAUGAAGCUACCAGAUCUCAAAUAUUAAAAAGCUGGAGUCAAAGGAAGGAGGGUGAAGGCUACUCUGGAAUCCAGAGGGAUUCAGAAAGUGGAAAAAUUAGCACUGGAAAUCUGUAAUUGGUUUGUAUGGGAAAACGGCUCAUUGCUGGUUGGGGAAGGGCACUUACGUAGGGCUGAGUCUGAGGUCGUGGUUGCUUAUUUUAUCUGAACCAUGCGAAGAGCAGUUCCCACUCCCCAUUUCUUUCAAGCAAGUAGAACCAAGUAGAACGGGAGACAGAUGAGAUUUUUAACAAGUGCUGUGCUUCUCGAAGGCAAGAGCCCUGUUGUGUCUCCUUGGCCCUUUUCCUCCAUGACAGACCUCCAAGCGAAGCUCGUUCAGGCCUGGAAGGAGGGGCCUUGAGAUGAAGCUCAUGGGCUUAGAAUGUGAGGAUGAGGAGGGAGGAUUCCAGAAGUUCCUGGGGAAAGGGAUGAGUGCGAGGGUGUGGGGCUGAUGGAAGAAGGAAUGCAGAGAUGUUCUUGAAAGCUGGAGGAUGUGUAAGAAGGACAGAGUGGGGGUGGGGUUGAGUGGGAGCUUGGAAUAAUGGGAAAAAGGAUUGGGGGUGUUUGUCAUUUGAAGGGCUUUUUGAGGAACAGAUGCCAGGAAGGGGUGAGGUCAAAGGGCAAGCACAUGAUGCCAAGGUAGUUUUGGGAGGAUGCUGGGUAUGUAUGUAUAUAUAUAUAUAUAUAUCAUAUCUCUUGGCCUACCCGUGUCUCCUCAUAACUGUGACAGCCACCUAUGAAAGAGCCUUGUGAGUUGCCUGUGUGUGUAAGGCAGAGGCGACAGGACACUGAGGCAGAGUCCCCAGGCUUCCUGAUGUGGAACUCCUGGGGACCAGGUAACCAUAAGGUCCUGUCCACUGCAGAUCAGAGUUCACCCAACUAGAUUUAAAGAGAAGGGAUCUGAAGGAUGAGCAUUUGCUACCAGAGAACCAAGCUCUGUUACAAAGCACGAGAGCCACUGUCUCCCUCGACAUAGCUGGGCACGGCCUGGCCUGUCUCCUCACUGGGUGUGGAGAGACUUGUGCUCUCAUCCAUUCUGACAUUUAACCAAUAUGUACCCAUCAAAAUGUGUCAGGCACAGACUUUGGCACUGGAAACACAGUGAAUAGGAGUAAAGAUGUCUGCAGGCUGGAGAUGGAGCUCAGCUGGACAGUGCUUGCCUAGCAUGCAGGAAGCCCUGUGUUUAAUCCCCAACUCUAUAAACCAGGUGUGGUGCGACAUGCUGUGUGAUCCUGACACUGAGGAAGUGGUGGCAGGAGCAUCCAGAGUUCAAGGUCAGCCUUGGAGAUAUAUGCAGUUCCAGGCCAACCUGGGAUAUAGGAGACCCCGACUCAAAAAAACCAAACAGCCCUGCCCUCCUGUAACCAUCUAGGAGAGUGAGGUGCAGGCUGAACCUCUCUGUAGGCAGCCUCUGAGUAUCCUUUUGGGAACUUGAUAGCCUGCAGUUGGUUGGCUGGUUCCCCAGAACUCACAAGAAUUCUUUGGCUCCUAGAAUCGUCUCAUGUCAUCAUUCGAUACUUGCACUAAUCCUAGAAAUGCCUCAGCCGCUCAUCCCAGAGAUGCAGGUGACAAAAAUCAAGACCCGGAGGAAGGGGUGUUUGUUUUGGGGUUUGACAAAAAUCAGCCAGUCCUUUUUCCAGUUAGUUCUAUCUGGUAGCCAUGGAGCUAACUACAUGAAGGAAGACAGCUCCUGAAAGGGAGAGCAGAGGCUACCACUGGGAACACUAGUAGAGUCCCUCACCCCACACGCCCAGAGGAGGCUAGACCGGAUGAGGGCAUGUCUCCUGGGCUGUAAUGCAGGUGUGUGCAGCAUGGCCGGCAGCACAGACACUGGACUGAGGUUUAGAGAGAGGUUUGUAAGUCCCAGGUUCAUCUCUUCCCUGUGAUCCUGACAGGUGCAUCCUGGGACAGAGUGGGGAUCAGGGCUUCAGGUCCUUCGCAGCGCAAAUCCCUGAGCAUUCUGUGGUUUUCUUAUAUACAUGUUUUUUUUUU